Molecule: messenger RNA, 3315 nt
Organism: Ostreobium quekettii
Lineage: Eukaryota; Viridiplantae; Chlorophyta; Ulvophyceae; Bryopsidales; Ostreobiaceae
Source: the annotation of a GenBank genome assembly
AUGGACAAGAAGGCCCGGUCCAAGCCUAUGUCUGAGAUUGUCAAGCGGCUGCUGGAGUAUGGAGAGUUUGAGGUCAACAUUUUCGGAGACGACACGAUUUUAAACAAGACUGUGGACGAAUGGCCUGACUGCGACAGCCUGUUAUCCUGGCACUCGGAGGGCUUUCCAAUCAAGAAAGCAGCACUGUACGCAGCAGAGAGGAAGCCUUUCCUCAUCAACGACUUGUCCAAGCAACAUCUGCUUCUGGACCGCAGAAAAGUGUAUGGCAUUCUGAAGGAAGCAGGUAUUCCUGUUCCCAAUCAUAUCAUCAUCAGCCGUGAUGCUGAUGGCAAGGAUCCAGGGGGCCUUAUUGAAAAGGAGGAUUACAUAGAGUUUGAGGGAAUGACGAUCCACAAGCCUUUUGUUGAAAAGCCAGCAAGCGGGGAAGAUCACAACAUCUACAUUUACUACCCAGCACACAUGGGCGGAGGUGUGAAGAAGCUGUACAGGAAGAUCAACAACAAGUCUGCCGACUAUGAAUGGAAUCACCCGGGCACAAUAAGAAGAAAUGGAUCGUACAUCUAUGAGGAGUUUUUGACAACAGGGGGCACAGAUGUAAAAGUUUACACGGUGGGUACGAGGUAUGCACAUGCAGAGGCCCGAAAGUCACCUGUCGUGGAUGGAAAGGUGGUCAGGACGAGGGAAGGAAAAGAGGUCCGAUUUCCUGUGCUCCUGAGCCCCCAAGAGAAGGAGAUUGCCCGCAUGAUUACAUUUGCGUUUGGCCAAAAGGUUUGUGGUUUCGACCUGCUGAGGUCCGGUAAUGGCAGGUCUUAUGUCUGCGACGUCAACGGCUGGAGUUUUGUGAAGAGCUCACAUAAAUACUACGACGAUGCUGCUGGAAUCUUGAGAGGCAUGAUUCUUGCUGCCAUCGCUCCACAUCGGCUCUCAGCAAACAUCCCCCGAUUGCCACACUUGCGGGCGCAGCAGAUGGCUGACACCAACAUUGAAGACCACCUUAGACUGUCAUCUUCAUUCGAUGACCUCAUCCCACAAGCUGCUUAUCAGGAUGCGGAUGGGCAGGGGGAGGAUGACAAGUACCAAUGGGAGGAGCUUCGCUGCGUUCUGGCCAUCGUCAGGCAUGGUGACAGGACACCAAAGCAGAAAAUGAAAAUGAAGGUUUCUCAGGCACCCUUUUUGGAGCUGUACGAGAGACACAAGGACAAGAAGGGCAAAGAAGCAAAGCUGAAGAGUCCAAAGCAACUCCAGGAAUUACUGGACAUCACUCGAGACCUGCUGCAUGAGAUGUCAGUUUAUUCAUCAGACGAUGGGAUGGGAGGCGGCGUUGAUGAAAAGGGCUAUGAGACCAGGGGCAGUGAGGUCAUGGUGUCUGAGUGCAAUGAAGUUCGGGAGAAGUUCCAAAUUCUCAUAAAUGUCUUGGAGGCUGGUGGCCAUUUCGCUGGCAUCAAUCGGAAGGUCCAGCUCAAGCCACUAUCAUGGUCGCUACCGAGCGGGAAUGAAGACAGCGAACGCAAGGUGGAAGAAGUGUUGCUGAUUCUCAAGCAUGGUGGCGUGCUGACACACGCGGGCCGCCGGCAAAGCGAGGACCUUGGAAAAUACUUCAGGACAGCAAUGUACCCCAGCAAGUACGACAAUGGACUCCUGCGGCUACACAGCACAUAUCGGCACGACCUAAAGAUCUACUCAUCAGACGAAGGCAGGGUUCAAGCAUCUGCUGCAGCGUUCACCAAGGGACUUCUGGAUUUGGAGGGCAGUUCCUUGACCCCCAUCCUGGCAAGUCUUGUCAAGAAGGAGGCUGGCAUGCUGGACGCCUGUGACAAGGCAGCAGAUGACAUUCAGCGUGCAAAAUUGGCCCUGUACGAGCCAAUGACAAAGGAUGAGGACAUCAAAUCGGCUGCAUUCACUCGGCCCCCAGUUGCCUCUCCUAGGCCCUCGCACCCUCGUUCACCAGUACCACCUGUGAUCACAGGGAAUUAUGGGGCUGACAACCCCUUUUACACAAGCAAGGAAGCCCCACCACGAGCCAAAGGAGAUAUACAGGGCCUGCCACCAAGCCCGUUGAAGCUGCUUUACAAGUUGGUUAGCGAUUUGCAGGACUUGAUGGAUCAGCUGUAUCAAAAGUGCAAGGCAGAAGGGUGCAUGACUCGUGGCAACGCUGUCUACAGCAGCCUGUCCCAAGAUCCCAGUGCGUGGGUGUUUGAGCCAAACAAGCCUUGCUGUGGGGAAAGGCCCCUGCUGCUCUAUGACCGCUGGAGGAAGCUCUCAAGAUCUUUCUACAAUAGGACAAGGGACUCUUUCGACAUUAGCAAAGUGCCUGACAUCUAUGACUCUGUCAAAUAUGAUGCCAUCCACAAUCAGCAUCUGGACCUCAAGCUGGAGGAGCUGUAUGAGACUGCUCGUGCACUGGCGGUCGGCGUCGUCCCAAAUGAAUAUGGCGUGCUGCCAGAGGAGAAGCUGCGGAUUGGGUCUCAAAUAUCAUCUCUGCUGCUCGGCAAGCUUCUUGCCGACCUGGGAAACACACGAGAGGAGAGCAGAGCAACUGCCAACAUGUUCUUCAAUCCAAGAAAGCGAGAUGGCGCGGGCGGCUUGUUUGACGCCGAGCUUGGGGCGUAUGGCUUUGAAGACCACCCAAUGAACCUUCCCAACAUUUACAGCAAGUGGACCAAGGAUGAUGCUGGCUCUGAAGAAGAUAAUGAUGGGGAAAAUCAGGAGACAGACUCCAGUCUGCACCGGCUGUGCCCCUCGUAUGCUGUGAACAUCAACUCGCCAAUGCGGCACGUGCGCACUCGUGUGUACUUUACAUCUGAGAGCCACAUCCAUGCAUUGGUUAACGUCCUGAGGUACUGCCACUCCGGGCUUGACGACGCACAGCCGCUGGUCUGUGAGAGUGGGCUGAAUAUCCUGACCAACACGCCAGAGCUUGACUACCUGUCUCACAUCGUCUUCAGAAUGUAUGAGAAUCAACAGGUCCCUUUCAACGACCCCAAGCGGUUCCGGGUCGAAAUCCUGUUCAGCCCAGGUGCGGCGUACAACCCCUUCGAAGUGAUGCCCCUCAGGAGGGACCACACCCUGCCAGUGCAGCCUCGCGUGGAGCUCCACCAGGCCAACGGCACUACGCUGAGCGAACUGGAGAGGCUUGUCACUCGCUUCUCCACCCCCAGAAAACUCCAGGCCCCUGGCAUCAACUGCCUGCCUGUCAACGGCUCCAGCAGUGUGGGCACCAGCGCCUCCACCAGUCUGCCCACAGCCUUCCAGUAUGGGGGCCUGCGCAAGCCAUCUCCCAGGGACGAUAAACCCAACGCAUUACUGACAGAAUGA